Triticum turgidum subsp. durum (durum wheat) is the source of this 1071-nucleotide messenger RNA. NCBI's taxonomy places the organism in Eukaryota, Viridiplantae, Streptophyta, Magnoliopsida, Poales, Poaceae. The record is from the annotation of a GenBank genome assembly.
AUGAAUUUGAUGAUAUUCUGUUGUAACAAAAUCUGUUUAUGUGUUUGUGUUGCCAGAAAUUUAAUUGCUUCUCCUGACAUGGUUGUGCUUCAGGAUGUCCUAUGCUUGAUCCUAUCAAAGCUGCCCCUGAAUGAAAUUGUUCGGACGAGCACUCUUUCAACCAAGUGGAGACACACAUGGACAUCAUGCCCUAAUCUAAUAUUUGAUGCUGCCACGAUGUGUGCCAACAGUACUACUUCCAGCAAAGAGCAGCGCGCGCGGGUUUUCAUUGCAAGUGUCAAUGCUGUCUUGAAGCAGUGUGGUGCUACGGCUGUUGAAGAAUUUCAGAUCAAGUUCCCAUUCGACAACCUGCUAGUUGAUCAUCUCAAUAACUGGGUGAAAUUUGCUGUCUUGUCACGGGCAAAGAAUCUAGCAAUUGAGUUGGAGCCCGAGGACUCAAGAUGCUGCAAACAUCCGUUUCCGUUUGAGCUUUUCGACAAGCAAAGCAUGUCCCGCCUUGAGGCAAUUCGUCUCAGCUUCGUAUCACUUAAAGCACGACCCAACUUUAGUGGUUUUCCAAACAUCAAAGCGCUUGAUCUAAGAAGUGUGGAUGUCUCUUCAAAUGAUCUUCAGCUUGUUCUGUCAAGUUGCUCCAAUCUUGAGAGAUUAAGCAUCGCUAUGUGCCAUCCGCAUGAUGACAUAAGGGUGUCACUUCCGCGUCUGCAACACUUGCACGUGGCGCACAGUUGCAUAAACAAAAUACACUUCAUCUCCAAGAACCUCCGAACUUUUGUGUAUGAUGGAUUUAUGGUACCUCUUGAUCUCAGUGAAAGUCUGCAACUAGGACAUGUGGAAAUGAACUUUCCUUUGUUAACGCUAGAGCAUGCCAUUACCGAACUUCCCCGAGCGAUGCCCCAUGCACAGAACCUGAAUCUGAGUGCAUGCAUGACAUUGAAGGUAUUUUGCUUGCCAGAGGGUGUGACCAAGUUUUCUCAUCUGAAGUAUCUACAGCUGAGGUUGUAUUUUUCUGGUCAGGACAAUCUCCUCUCCUUGGCUUCUUUUCUCAAAGCUGCCCCUCUACUAGAAGAGUGA